AUGUCCCCACCAUGGCAGGACUCCACCAAGAGUCCCCACCAUGGCAGGACUCCACCAAGAGUCCCCACCAUGGCAGAAGGACUCCACCAAGAGUCCCCACCAUGGCAGGAGGACUCCACCAAGAGUCCCCACCAUGGCAGGACUCCACCAAGAGUCCCCACCAUAGCAGGACUCCACCAAGAGUCCCCACCAUGGCAGGAGGACUCCACCAAGAGUCCCCACCAUGGCAGGACUCCACCAAGAGUCCCCACCAUAGCAGGACUCCACCAAGAGUCCCCACCAUGGCAGGAGGACUCCACCAAGAGUCCCCACCAUGGCAGGACUCCACCAAGAGUCCCCACCAUAGCAGGACUCCACCAAGAGUCCCCACCAUGGCAGGACUCCACCAAGAGUCCCCACCAUAGCAGGACUCCACCAAGAGUCCCCACCAUGGCAGGAGGACUCCACCAAGAGUCCCCACCAUAG
Messenger RNA from Procambarus clarkii (red swamp crayfish), 465 nucleotides. RefSeq lists its product as uncharacterized. The record is from RefSeq and is a predicted model, not a curated record. NCBI's taxonomy places the organism in Eukaryota, Metazoa, Arthropoda, Malacostraca, Decapoda, Cambaridae.